Kwoniella botswanensis is the source of this 1287-nucleotide messenger RNA. RefSeq lists its product as uncharacterized. The record is from RefSeq and is a predicted model, not a curated record. The transcript has a single exon. NCBI's taxonomy places the organism in Eukaryota, Fungi, Basidiomycota, Tremellomycetes, Tremellales, Cryptococcaceae. Bases 1 to 1287 code for a protein of 428 amino acids.
AUGGCAUACUCCACUCACUCACUCACAUACGACCAACCCCCUCCCUCCAAGAAACCCAGACUCAUGCCCAACCCUCUGAACUCUCUGCCACCCCCUAUACAGACUGGUCCUCGAUCAGGUGAAGCGCCGUACCCAACAGCUUUGACGAAGAAGCAAAAGCGAGCUGCUCGAGACCAGUUCGUACUGCAAGAUGGACUAUUUGUCCGGAAAGUAAUGGAUCUCGUUCAUUCGAUCGAUACUAGCCGCAUCACCGAACCAGAAGAAGUACCUGUAAAUCUACGAUAUUUCUUUAAUCUACUCAAAAGGGACGAUCCGAAUGACCCUACGAGUGAAAAAAUUUUAAACUCCAAAUGUACCGAGAAUAUCAUCUACCUCAUAACUUGUCUUACCGUCAACCAACUAAAUUUGAAAACACCUAGGAGAGUACUGAGUGUCGAUUAUCAAACCAAUGUCGGCGUAAGAUGUGAUAGACCUGGAUUAGGAUUCCACUAUCAUGUCACUAGGUUGAUAGGGUUGAUCAGGUCAGAAGAACUGAAAGGGAUCUUAUGUUCUUUGAGUAAGAUAGGAAAUGGAUGUCAGGGUAACCAUACAAGUAUAAGUGAAAAUAUACAUACGGAUAACAACAAGUAUAGAGAAGUACUGACCAGAGGUGGAUUCGAAUUUGGUUAUCUGUCCGAUCACAAGAUCAAAGGAUAUAAUAUGAAAUCGAUAGGAUAUAAUAGUAUCGAAGAUAUAGUUCAGAAUGUUGAAUGUCCAAUGACGAAAUUGAAUUAUGGAUAUAUCCGAAUGGUCUUGACUAGAGUGAAAACCCAACUCAUGUCGCUCGAACCGAAAUUGCUGAAUAGAUCUCAAAAUAUCAACCACUUUGCUUUUACGCAAAUGCAGAAACACCUGACCAUCUAUAAAGAAAUCAAUAAUGGAAUUAGCAACACAACGGCCAAACUGAAAUACGGUGGAUUGGCUACGACAAUCAAUAUAGGUUUAAUCGAAAACCUCAUCCCGACCUAUCCACAUAUUGAAGAAAGUCAUAGCGAUAAUCUACCUUCGAUUAUCGUUCAGUUGAAUGGUCCGACCAGUACCAUUAGGUUCCCGCAAUUGCAUCUGGAUGUGGAGAUAAGUACGGGAAAUGUACUGGUGGUACCGUUGGGUAAUCUCAUACAUCAUUAUGUCGUACCUCCUGCUUCCCAAGGUGCUGGAAGGCAAGAUCAGAAAAGGUUGGUGAUGGUAUGUUAUACUAUAAAAUGUAUAGAAGAAGAGUAUGAUCAUAGUAGAAAAGGGAAGAAGUAG